Harpegnathos saltator (Jerdon's jumping ant) is the source of this 1715-nucleotide messenger RNA. RefSeq lists its product as uncharacterized. The coding region runs from base 382 to 1668 and encodes 428 amino acids. The transcript has 2 exons. The record is from RefSeq and is a predicted model, not a curated record. Lineage: Eukaryota; Metazoa; Arthropoda; Insecta; Hymenoptera; Formicidae.
UUCUCUUCAAUUAAUAUUUUUACAUUAACUGAUAUUAGCAACUUCGACAUCAGUAACUUAGACACCGAAUUUGAAAACAAUUUUAUAUUAACGAAAGCUUAGGUAACACUUCGAUCUCUCAAGAAUACAACUAACCAAUUGCAUUUUCCGCAAUAUAUAAGUGGCGCUUUUUGAUAUAACAAAUUUUGGGCGCUGUCACUGUCUCCCCGCUCUUUGUCGUCAAGUAUACUUCAAAUACACGACAGUUCUCGAUAAGUAAAGAAACACAUAUAAACAUUUGACUAUUGUCCUCCGAGGAAUCGUCGUAUAAAUAUCUAAAUCGAGAUGAUAUGUAAAUAAUUGUAUAACUGCCGUCAUACAAGCCGUUAGCUUAUCGAGGUAAUGCGUAUUAUUUCUCAAGUGAUAUUACUAAAGAUAUCAGGAAGGUUCCGCAAAACAAUUAUAUCGAUAUGUAUAAUCCAAAUAAAAAAGUAUUUGAAUAUCGUGGGCAACGCACGGCCCAAUGCUACAAUCAGUUUUUCAAUCCGAACAUUUGUCAUGUUUGCAAGAAAGUGGACAAAGCUUUUGCAAGCAGAAUCACAAGGAGACACGCACAUGUUUGACCACUGGCAACAAUGGAUUCAAUCAAGGAAAGGAAUAUUGGAAUCAAUCGAAAAGAAUAUUGGCUAUGCAUUGGACACAUACGUGAAGCAGGCGAUCUUGUGGUCAAAAUCGUGUUAUGUCUGUCACAAACAGGUUGAAUUGAAGACAUGCCAAAGAUGCUUUUCUAUUAACUACUGCAAUCAGCACGAGGAGGCUUUUCGGACAAACCAUGAGUGGGGAAGCAAUUGCGAUGAUUUAGUACUAUCGCUGAAUAUAGAUAUCGAGGCUAUCUCUGGUAGAACAAGUAAUAUCUCAUACGGAUUUCUUCAAUUUGUUAAUGAAAAUAGUAAAUUUGAAACGAUGCUUGAAUUUUGUAUAGAGUUUGUAAUAUCGCGAAGAAAGAACCAUGUGGAUUGGAUUGCUAAAGACUACAUUCGGUCCGAUUACCUUUCAGAUCCACUUACAAUUUAUUCUACGUUCGAAAGAUUAAAGUCCUUAGACAUUAUAACAGAAUCGUGUGUUAUUAUUCAUGUUAUAGCUGCAAAAUCUGUAGAUUCAAACAGUCUAUUGGCUUGGGAAAUUUUAUUACAUCUUGUACCUGAAAUUCAGCGACUUGAAAUUAUACUAAUAAAUCCUAAAUUGACGUACAAUAUUAUAUGUCCAGAUCUUUGUAAACGUUGCACGGCGAAGAAAAAGAAUCUUUCUUUUUUAUGCUAUUCUAUGUUGUACCACGAUUUUAUAUCAACGUCUUGUGUAAGCAAAUCGUGUAAGAAGCCAACUAUGAUUGUAGGAUUUCAUGUGAAAUUUGAUAAGAGAGGAACUUGGGACGAAUCUUUAAAAGUAAUACAGAACAGAAACUGUCCGUUAAUUUUAGGUUGUCCAAACUUAAUAAAAUGCGAAGAAAAUAUAUAUAAAAUAAUGGACACACUGUAUGAAGAUGUAUUUCCUGCUAUUCUUAAUCGGAAUUACUUUAAUGGCCUUGUACCACAUAGAGACUCAGAAACUAGCAAGAUAUAUUUUCGAAAUGAAGGAUUACUGGUCUUCAAGGAUUUAGAUCCUUAUACAAGCUCUCCCACCGGUUCAUAGAUGCUGUUGUUCGGAUGCAUGAAUAAUUUUAAUGAUUUUACUGUAAA